This is a messenger RNA of Andrographis paniculata, 1080 nucleotides long. Its product is annotated as transcription elongation factor SPT4 homolog 2-like. Gene Ontology annotation, molecular function: zinc ion binding; RNA polymerase II complex binding. The record is from RefSeq and is a predicted model, not a curated record. Lineage: Eukaryota; Viridiplantae; Streptophyta; Magnoliopsida; Lamiales; Acanthaceae. Gene Ontology annotation, biological process: mRNA processing; chromatin organization; positive regulation of DNA-templated transcription, elongation. Gene Ontology annotation, cellular component: DSIF complex; nucleus. The coding region runs from base 252 to 809 and encodes 185 amino acids. The transcript is spliced from 6 exons.
AGCCCAAUUAAUAUCGCAAGGCCCAUUAAAGCCCACAUUUGAGGAAUCCAAUUUCCGACCAGAACCUGAAAAUCUUUUCCAAAUUCCCUCGCGUUCCCAAUGCGGGAUUGACAUUGACAGUCGCCUCAGUGCACUCGACUUCGAUUCUACUUCUCGCAUUCUUGAUUCUGCUUCUCGUUGUAUUUCUCCAACAAUUUUCCACAAUUGGUGCUGAUUCGAGCAGAAUUGGUGGAGAAGAAGAGAAGUGAGCAAUGGCGAGUCAAAGUGAACUCGGCUUCGGAAAGAAACCGGAAGUGGCGGAAAUACCGAAUAGCUUCGGCCGCGAACUUAGGGCUUGCCUUCGAUGUCGCCUCGUGAAGACUCUCGACCAGUUUCGGAUUUCGGGGUGCGAGAAUUGCUCUGUCUUGAAUAUGAAGGAUGACGAUGAACGUGUUGCCGAGGCUACGACCAUCAAUUUCGCAGGGGAUUGGAGUAACACCCUACAUUACUUAACAAAUAGGGGGGAUUUGGGGGUAGGUUGGAGCCCCUCCCCCCAUUUUUUGCCCAUACGCAGUGGGUUGGAUGGAGUUGGUCGAAACACUUCUUUUGGACAUGGCCGUGUUGUUUUCCUAACAUGGCCGUUUACCAGUUAUAAAAUGGUUAUCACGGUGAUGGAUCCAUCGAGGACUUGGGCUGCUCGUUGGCUCCGAAUCGGUAAGUUUGUUCCGGGAUGCUACACUCUUUCAGUCUCGGAGGUGCUUCCUCGCCACUUGCAGGACAUCUGUGAAGAAGAAGGGGUGCCGUACAUUCCACCAAGAUCCGACGAUUAAGAAUCGACAUAUUUGCCUGGUGUGUAUGUUCAUUGAUGAUUGGUUGGUGUAAAUGUAGUUAAGUAAAUUGUAUUGGAAUUCUAUUACAUCCAGUAAGGAUAUAUUGUAGUUAUGGGGAGCCUCCAUUUUUGCAGAUCUAAAAGCUUUGGCUUUGAACACACAUGUGUUUGGUCUGUCUAGAUUUUAGACUUAUGGGUUUGGAGGCUUCCUUCAAUCAUGUUGGUGUUUUAUUUAUCAAAAUUUUACGUUUUUUAUGAAUAUCUUAAACACU